AUGCGUCACUUUGCAAGCCCUCUUUUAAAAAACAUCAUCAUCGGAAGUCAGUUUAAUGGCACCAGAAGGAAGCAGUGUGUCCAAUACGUGAAUGCGCUGAGAACACUGCAGUAUGGUGGAUUUAAGACUGUGUACUUUGGGGAAACGGAUAUUUCAGAAAGUCUGGUCACGGGGGAAGAUUUUAGUAAUGGAUAUUUCAUGCAGACUCCAACUUGGUGUGUUGUGCAUGCUGGGGGCAGUCAAGGAUGGGUGCCUUGGAGAUACCGGAUUUUCCUGAGAGAUGACCUCUGUGUCAGGCAGGAAGACAGUCUCUUCUUUGAGUUCUGCAAUGCAAUAAAGAAGGCUUAUGGGAAGUGCGUCAUUGUGGUCAAAGGGAGAAAGCAGGAGAGUGAGAUGCAGCUGAAGGAGGCUGGGGAGACUGAGGCCCAGUCCUAUGUCCCCCGAAAUGUUAAUUUAACAAGCAUCGUGUGUUCCCCAGAAGUGGCCAAGUCCUAUGGUCAUGAACUUCUCUCUCUGCCUCCCCCUUAUAACUACCUGAACCCCUUAGACUCGGCCUGGUCUUCCAUGAAAUGGUUCAUCAUCAACAACAGAAAGGAGUUUUGUUUGCAGUCCAUUGACAGCUUCUAUGCUUAUCAGUGUAUCCUUUUCAGCGACUUAAUCAGCAAAGGGAUUGAGAAGGUCAACCUCAGUAAGUGGAAAACACUAAUGAACAAAGUCCGGAGAUGGGAAAAUUACUAUCUCGGGAAAUUUUCUUAA
Messenger RNA from Jaculus jaculus (lesser Egyptian jerboa), 756 nucleotides. RefSeq names its product chromosome 5 C21orf140 homolog (gene C5H21orf140). The transcript has a single exon. NCBI's taxonomy places the organism in Eukaryota, Metazoa, Chordata, Mammalia, Rodentia, Dipodidae. The coding region runs from base 1 to 756 and encodes 251 amino acids. The record is from RefSeq and is a predicted model, not a curated record.